Glycine soja is the source of this 1711-nucleotide messenger RNA. RefSeq names its product ribosome biogenesis protein WDR12 homolog. Gene Ontology annotation, biological process: ribosome biogenesis. Gene Ontology annotation, molecular function: protein binding. The coding region runs from base 165 to 1472 and encodes 435 amino acids. NCBI's taxonomy places the organism in Eukaryota, Viridiplantae, Streptophyta, Magnoliopsida, Fabales, Fabaceae. The transcript is spliced from 13 exons. Gene Ontology annotation, cellular component: preribosome, large subunit precursor. The record is from RefSeq and is a predicted model, not a curated record.
UAGGGUAAUUUGAUCUAAAUUCUAAAACCCAUGGCAACUGAACUAGCAGGUUGAGAACCGUUAAACCCUAGCUUCUUCUUCCUCUUCGAUUAGCGUCUUCGUCUCUCGCACUUCGUUUUCACCUUCACCUCGCAGAAGAAAGAGAGUAGUAAAAGGAAGCAAAGAUGAAUAUGAACGAAGAGAGUGGUGAAGGAAGCGCGAGGAGGGUCCAAGUGCGCUUCGUGACGAAGUUAGGCGAGCCGUACAAAGUUCCGACCACCGCCAUCGCCAUCCCCGCCGACCUCGCUCGAUUUGGCCUCUCCUCACUCGUCAACGCACUCCUUCAAUCCAACGACGCUGAUCAUCAGCCGGAGCCGUUUGAUUUUUUAAUCGAUGGUGAGUUCGUCCGGAUGUCGCUCGAGCAGUUUCUUUUGGCCAAGGGAAUCUCUGCGGAAAGGAUAUUGGAAAUUGAGUACGCAAGGGCUGUCGCUCCGCGGAAGGAGGAGGACCCUUCUCUACAUGAUGAUUGGGUUAGUGCUGUUGAUGGUUCUUCUUCUCGGUUCUUUUUGACCGGAUGUUAUGAUGGUUUAGGGAGGGUAUGGAAAGGUGCUGGAUUAUGUACCCAUAUAUUGGAGGGACAUAGUGACGCAAUCACUUCCGUUAGUAUCAUCAAUCCAAAAGGUGAGGAAACUGUUACAGUAGCUACUGCUUCGAAAGACAGGACAUUGAGGCUAUGGAAGCUCAAUGCUGGGGAUCAUGUAAACAAUCCUAUGAGGGUUAGGGCUUACAAAAUCUUGCGUGGUCAUAAGUCUUCUGUACAGUGUGUUGCAGUGCAGACUGCUGGAGAGAUGGUUUGUUCAGCUUCUUGGGAUUGCACCAUCAAUCUAUGGCAAACUAAUGACUUUAAUGCGGAAGAUGACCUAGUGUCUAAAAAGAGAAAAAUUGGAGCUCAAGUUGAGGAGUCCCAACUAGAGGGAGAGGCUUUUACUACCCUUGUGGGCCAUACACAGUGUGUGUCUGCUGUGGUUUGGCCACAACGGGAGUCAAUUUAUUCUGCAUCUUGGGAUCAUUCUAUUAGGAAAUGGGAUGUUGAGACAGGAAAAAACUUGACAGAUUUAUUCUGUGGGAAGGUUCUCAACUGCCUUGAUAUUGGUGGGGAAGGUUCUACUCUGAUAGCUGCUGGUGGUUCUGAUCCUGUCAUUAGGAUUUGGGAUCCUCGUAAACCAGGCACUUCUGCUCCUGUUUUUCAGUUUUCUUCUCAUAUGUCCUGGGUUUCGGCUUGCAAAUGGCAUGAUCAGUCUUGGUUUCAUUUACUUUCUGCAUCCUAUGACGGGAAAGUUAUGUUGUGGGAUCUGAGAACUGCGUGGCCUCUUUCAGUCAUUGAAUCGCACAGUGAUAAGGUAUUGUCUGCUGAUUGGUGGAAAAGUAACAGUGUUAUCAGUGGUGGAGCAGACUCAAAACUUUGCAUUUCUUCAGAAAUUCCUGUACAAUAGGGUAAACUUCGUUCAUAUUAUGGCUGUCUUUUGUGAUGGUGGGAUAGGGGCAGAUAUUUAUUAUAUGUAGAGAACGGGUCAAGUUUUUUGGCCAAUUUUGUCCUAGGCACAACUGCCAAGUGUUUUAUCAGUUGUGAACAAAGUCUUAUUUUGUGUUGCUAACGGCUAUGGAUGUAAGCAUUUGAAAUUAUUCAUAUUUUGCUACUCAUUGUGCAUGCAAAUCUUCAAUAUUUUACUUA